Pelecanus crispus (Dalmatian pelican) is the source of this 186-nucleotide messenger RNA. The record is from RefSeq and is a predicted model, not a curated record. Lineage: Eukaryota; Metazoa; Chordata; Aves; Pelecaniformes; Pelecanidae.
AUGAUGCAAGAAUCUGGGACUGAGACAAAAAGUAACGGUUCAGCCAUUCAGAAUGGAGCGAGCGGUGGCAACCAUUUACUAGAGUGCAGCCUGCGGGAAGUGAGAUCAAACGGCGAGACACCUUCAGUUGAAAUUGGGGCUGCAGAUUUAGCACAUCUUCAGCAACAGCAGAUUUUGGAAGAAUAG